AUGGCCCAAGUCAUCUGGAAUGCCGAUAUCGACGUGUAUAAUCCGCUGGUGAUUCCAUUGCUGGUGGCCAAAACCAUCGCCUGGUUUCUUGAUGUACCCGAUUUGCUUCUGUUCUCGAAAAUAUCAAGAAACACCUACAAAGCAGUCAAUGACCCGCAACUCUGGAUCGAUAAGCUAGAUAAGAUGGGCGUGUGGCAAACAGGACUACUUGCACGACGAGAUGAGCUCGUGGGCUUGAAGUUUGAGUGGCUAGACGACCCAUUGACGUGUUUGGAGAGAAUAUACAAGAUCCCCAAAAUCGCAAAGUAUCAGGUCCUCCGAAUAAGAAGAAGCUUGCACAUAUUCUACGCUGACUUACAAGAGAACGUUCCGUAUGAGAAGCUCAAGCUCUUUAAGAGCUUCCACACCCCGCAAGAGCAGUCAAAAAUAUUAAGCAAUCUCUUGAAGUACAAUGCCAUGAACCCCGAAGAAACAGUACGCAGUAUCGUGGGUGAAAAGAUCACCGACCUACUAGAGAUCUUUGAAAAUGCGUUACUACGAGAGCUAGAGAUUCACUUUGAUAUUCAGGACUACGAGAGAACACGAGAGUUCGUGGAGAUUCUUGUCGAAUUGAAGAAUGAGCAAACCCUUAUAGACUUUUUUCUCCAAAAAGUGUGCUUUGAUAACGAUACUACCAAGUUUCUCAGUCUGGACGCAUUUGACGUAAACGAGUUUUUUGUUAUCAAGCCGACUGGUGAUCUUCUCGCCGAUCUGACCAAGGAGGACGAGGAUACACCAACGCAAUGGAUCUUAAAUGAGGCCAGGCUAGAUGUUUUUAUUCAGGACUUGGCCAACGUUUUUAAUGACGUUUCGAGAGUAAUUGAUUUAAUCUUUCCUCAGACAAUUCCUAUGAUGUACAAGGUCAGCGAAGAGUUAAUUUCUAAUCAACUCCAAGACGUAAUCCUUGUUUUAGUGUCCACAUCGAAGGAACGUGGAACUUACUUUGAAAUGGUUACACGGCUUUAUGUGAAGCUUACAGAGGGCUUCCUCCAAAAACUCAAUCCAAGUGAAAACGUCGGCGAAAGCUAUGUGCGUUUGACAAGACUGCUUCUUGACGUUUCGUAUGAAUCAAUUGCCGCUGAAUAUUUGAAUGAGGAGAAAGCUGCUUUCAAGCAGCAAUGCUCUGAGAAAAUUGCCGAGUGGCGAGAAAACAUGGUCCAAAGGGAAAGGGAGACUACCGAGAAAAUUCUUAAGCACGUAAAGGUAGAGUCCAAAAAUGACUUCUUACUGAGUUUCAAAAAGGUAUUCACCAUUACCGGGAACAGUCAGGAUAAUACAAAGACUGACAAUGGGGAACAGAUUAUGAAUUACUCAAAGGUACAGGCACAGGCUAAAAUUUUGGCCGAGAACAUCAAGUCUUUACGAAGCGUCUUCAGUCCGGAAUUGUCUCUCAAUGUUCUCAAUGAUACAAAGACAUCCCUUGCCCGACUCCUUCUGUUUGAUGACUACACCGUGUCUGCAUUGCGUUUCGAUACAUAUGCAGCAAUGCAAGAAGAGUUCAUCAAUGUCGUCGACGGAAUAUCCAAUAACCAUCUUAGAGAGGGAUUCGACAAGGCUUUAAAAUACCUCAAGGAUUACAAUCCAAGAGACGUGUCUAUAGUUGAUAAUGACAAGAAAACUGCAAUCGAGCCCCUUGUCAUUUUCUUUGAAGCCAUUAACAUGGCGGAUGUGAUUGUUCAAAUGAUUGAUAUUUUUUACAAAGAGGAAAUUAUGCAGAGAAAAUUGCUGAAGCACGAAAACCUGGUUCUCAAUCCGUCGUUGCAAAGUAAGAAAUCUGCGGAGGCUCUUGUUGACAAGUAUGUGGCCGACGGUUUGCACAUCGGUAUUGAUGUAUUGUUCAAAGAAAUAGAGUCGGUUUACAUCUCUCGUUUAAAAGACUCGGACUACAAUCCACCACCGUCUAAGGUUCAUGUUCUCGAGGGCCCCACAGUUGCUGCACAACAUGCGGUACAGAUACUUGAUGAUAAUAUCGAUUUGCUUGUCGAUUGUGCUGAUAAACCCAUUGUUGAGGUUUUUCAACAAGAGGUUGCUGAGCGCUUCUUUCAAGUCAUAGUGAAGUGCUUGAAACGAAGUACUAUUUCAGAGGAUGGUGCUGUGACGCUCAUUUCUGACCUCAAUCUUUACUACGACUUCAUUGUUACACACGUUAAAAGCAACAAACGCAUGAUCUUUCCAUUGUUCCAGGCUUUGAAAAAGGUUGGCUCGAUUUAUUUGAUUGGUGGAGAAGAUGCUAAAGCCAUCGGGCAACUCAUCAGCGACUUGACGAAGUUUAAUGGUAUUUUCAGCCAGGAGGAAAUCUAUGAGUUUGUACAAAGGAGGGCGGAUUGGCCUUUAAUCAAGAAGCAUGUGCAGAAAGUCAUGUACGGAUUAAGCCUUAUCGAUUGCAGUAUUGUUUGA
Molecule: messenger RNA, 2436 nt
Organism: Candidozyma auris
Lineage: Eukaryota; Fungi; Ascomycota; Pichiomycetes; Serinales; Metschnikowiaceae
Gene: RCY1
Product: Rcy1p
Exons: 1
Coding region: 1-2436 (811 amino acids)
Biological process (GO): Golgi to plasma membrane transport; exocytosis
Cellular component (GO): cytoplasm; exocyst
Molecular function (GO): protein binding
Source: RefSeq, a predicted model, not a curated record